CUUUUGCAUUCGUUAGGCGUGCCUGUACUGGAAGCAAGGUGGCUUGUGGCUUAGCCCGUUGUUAUUAACGCUCAAUCGGCUUAAGCUGCAAAUUGCACGCCUGCAAUGUCGCUGAAAAUCGCGACCACUUCGCUGACCCGCGCCCUAUGGAGCGGAGGAAGCCGACAACAAUCUCCAAAACGCGCGUGCUGCGUCACGUUACGCGGCCACGACGGGACAAAAGAGAGAAGCGCUUGCUCCUCUGGUGGCUCCAGGGGGCCGUGUGGCGACGCGCAGCCAUGCAGCCCUGGGGCUCCAGCGGCGGCGUCCGACGGACAGCAAGCCGAGGAGCCAGCGGGCGCGCCCGGUGUGACUGGCGCGAAGAGGAGGGCGUCUACGUCCACCUCCACGAUCGCUCCCUUGGACCAGAAAUCCUACAUGUGGGCUCGUUACGCUGACCUGAGACGGAUGGUUCAUGAGCUAAUUCCACCCGGCGCGUGCAAAUCCCUCAACUCGUCGGCCAUCUACGCCAACAAUGAAGUCAACUUGGACGAAGUGGACAUCUACGGCUUUGACUACGACUACACGCUGGCUCUGUAUUCCAAUGCGCUCAACUCGAUGAUUUACAACACAGCCAGGACCUUUCUCGUUGAGCACUUCAAGUACCCGGAGGCAAUCCUCAAAUAUGAUUACAUUCCCAACUUUGCAGUGCGAGGUCUGCACUACGAUAUCCAAAAGGGUCUACUGAUGAAGAUCGACGCCUUCCAUUACAUUCAACCAGGAACAGUUUACAGGGGUCUGAAGCCAGUGCCAGACGAGGAGGUCCUCGAGCUCUACGGGGGAACUUUCCACGUCCCUCUGCAGCUGGAUAGUGGCUUCUACGGAAAAGGCCCAAAGGUGAAACAGUUCAUGGACAUCUUCUCCAUCCCAGAAAUGACCCUCUUGGCUGUGGCCAACGAUUUCUUCAUCAGCAACGACAUUGAUUACGAUCCAGUUCACCUCUCCAAAGAUGUCUCAGAAGCCAUCGGCAUGGUCCACUUGAAAGGCUUCAUGUACAAGUGGAUCGAGCAAGACCUUGAAAAGUUCAUUAUGAGAGGAGAAGAAACGGAUGCCGUUUUGCACCGACUCGUCAGUCAUGGAAAAAAACUUUUUCUCAUGACCAACAGUCCCUUCAGUUUUGUGGACAAAGGCAUGACGCACAUGGUGGGCAAAGAGUGGAGAGACUUCUUCGACGUCAUCAUCGUGCAGGCGGACAAACCUCACUUCUUCACCGAUUGCGUCAAACCCUUCCGGCGUCUCGAUGGAAACGGGGACCUUCGUUGGGAGAAAAUCAGCAGUCUAGACAAAGGCCACAUUUAUAAACAGGGAAACCUGUUUGACUUUCUCAGGUUGACGGGUUGGCGAGGAUCGAAGGUUCUUUACUUUGGAGACCAUCUUUAUAGCGACUUAGCAGACCUGACGCUACGACACGGCUGGCGCACUGGAGCCAUCGUACCGGAACUGGAGCAUGAAACCAAAGUUGUGAGCACAGAGCGCUACGCUGUCAACCUCACUUGGCUCCAAGCCCUCACCGGCCUGAUGGAACGAUUACAGACGCACCGUGACCCAGGAUCCAAACAAGUGCUUGACGAGUGGCAGAAGGAGCGAGAAGAACUCAGGCUGAUGACAAAGAACUUUUUCAACCCUCAGUUCGGCAGCAUCUUCCGAACGUGCCACAACCCCACGUAUUUCUCCCGCCGCCUGUCUCGCUUCUCCGACCUCUACAUGGCCUCCCUCAGCUGUCUUCUCAACUACGACCUCUCCCAAACCUUUUACCCACGCCGUACUCCUCUGCAGCAUGAGGCGCCGCUGUGGAUGGACCAGCUGUGCACCGGCUGCAUGAAAACACCUUUUCUGGAGGAAAUGGCUCAAAUUCGAUGAGCGAGUACGUUUUUAGGACACUCCGUUCGUUGCCUUUUUCGACACCUGUAUGUUAGGGUGCAGAAAGGUGGCAUAAAAUUAUACAUGGUGACCAGUUUAGCCAAAGAAGUAGAUUAAAAACAGCCUGCAGAAAGUAAGAUGCUUGGGUUGCUUCAACUUAGCAAAAAAAAAACUAAACACGCACAAUUAGCUUUUUUUUUUUAUUUAGUUGUGGCAAUAACCCACUGUAUGCAUAUAUAGUGCGGUUGCAGUCGACCUUUUCACCUCAACUUGGUGUUUACUGUUUUCUUUUUUUGUAAUUUUUGCAUGGAGGAAACCACAUGGGGGAAUUCCAAAGUGUAUUAUGACCACACUUUAAAGAAAAAAAAAAUGAAUGCGGUGUUGCUUUUUGGUGCAAGUGCCUUGAUCUGAAAGAUUUACUUCUUGUCACUUGGCCGAUUUUUUUUGUCUUGAUAUACUAGCAAAAUAUAAAUUCAAAUAAUAGUUGGUUCCAGACCUCCUCUGCUAGACGGCAGCAGCAAACACUCAAUGAAGGUUCAUGCUUUUAGGUGGGGCUGUAAUUCUAUUCAUCUCAAUGGUAAAAGUUGACUUGAGACAUGAGUGUUUUGAGAUACGAGCAGGGAGCUGAAUGAAUUAAACUUGUAUCUCAAGGCACCACUGUACAAGAAUAAAGUCCAUGGAUAUUAACUUUAUCAUUACACUCCUAAAGGUUGUCCUGGGUGAUGUUACAUUUUUCCCCUCUACUAUAUCCUGCAAUGUUUUUCUCAUACAUAUUUUUCUUUUCAGUGUGGCCUUAAUAGUUCUUUGUGGUAAAUGAAUUUUAUUGACGAUCAAUUGCAAUGGCCAAUCAUGUCAGUAUGGUUUUGUGGUCCAACCAGUUUGGUUUGUUCACAACAAAGUCCUACUGUUUCUUAAUCAUGACAUUUAGUAGUUGUGUGUCGUAGUGUAAUGCAACUCCAAACAGCAAACUGGAGAAAAAUAAGUAGAUUCCUGUAGACGCCCCUACACUUAAGGGUUUCCCCAUGUCAAAACUGUCUCAAUUAACCCCAAAUGGUUUGCUGUUGUGUUCACGUUUACUUGCAUUGUAUUAUCUUAUGGGAAGAUGACUGGAUUCAGUGGCAAUGCAUCUCAUGAAUGUACGAUUCAAUAAAAUGUCUCAGCAGA
Messenger RNA from Syngnathus typhle (broad-nosed pipefish), 3063 nucleotides. It is a transcript of the gene nt5dc2, whose product is annotated as 5'-nucleotidase domain containing 2. The transcript has 14 exons. Bases 106 to 1899 code for a protein of 597 amino acids. NCBI's taxonomy places the organism in Eukaryota, Metazoa, Chordata, Actinopteri, Syngnathiformes, Syngnathidae. Gene Ontology annotation, molecular function: 5'-nucleotidase activity. The record is from RefSeq and is a predicted model, not a curated record.